Messenger RNA from Effrenium voratum, 928 nucleotides. NCBI's taxonomy places the organism in Eukaryota, Dinophyceae, Suessiales, Symbiodiniaceae. The record is from the annotation of a GenBank genome assembly.
UUGGUUGCGGCGGAGCAGCAUGUAGUGAUGCUAAACAACUCGGCCGAGCCGCGCUGCGGUCGGAUUUGCGGCUAUGGAAGGCUUUGUGGAGGAAAGCGGCUGGCCGUGCGUUGACAAGCAAGCAAGGCGCGUGGAGUGCGUCUCCGAGUUUAUGGACUUUGUGUGCUCUGGGGAUCACUCCAAGGGUCACAUCUGCACCCUCAGCGAUGGCAUCGCCAAGCUGAAGCUGGACGCCUCCAUUCCGGCAACCCUGCUCCAGGCGUGCAGAGGGAAGUCAUCUUCAGUUGAAGCUGUCCUUGAAGCAAUCCAGCAAGAAGGCGGGCCCUGGACCGGCGAGCUCUUUUGGUGGCCGCCUGGGGAGUCCCACCGCGAGGAGGUGUGCGGAGACGACUUGGGUGACAAGCUUCUGAGAUACCGCCCCUUCUCCGAGCCUUGCUAUGUCGCGGAGCUGCGAGGAGCUGAAAGGCUGCCGCGGGGGUCUCAUGAACUCACCGACACCCUGACGAGCGUUGACGUCAAGGACUCAGGUCCCAGAUUGCCUUUCUGGGACCGGGGCCAUGGCUUCGUGGGCGCAGCCGGCUCUGGCCUGGGCCUGCACGUGGACCAGGCCUGGUGGAGCAACAUCGCCAAGAACUUCUUGGGCUACAAGCUGGUGGCCAUAUGGGGCCCAGGUUCUCCGGUCCUCGACACCUGCGGCGGGGAGCUUUUCCGGAAGCCUUUGAGCUGUGGCCAGCUGAAGAGUCUGGAAGCCGCGUCUUCUGUUGCGCUGCUGCGGCCGGGGGACGUGGCCUGCCUCAGCGGAGACGUGAAGUUUGGCCAACCUCCAAAGCUGGCAACAGAGGUGCUUCCAAUGCGUGAAGCAGUCCAGAGCACACUGCCGGAGCUGGUCCGCGCUGUUGCGCGGCUGCUUUACAGUCCAGUCCUCUAG